AUGGAGGACAGGUCUGUCCGACAAGCAUGUUUGGUCGCGCGAGUGUCCGCGCGAAGCUCGGCACUUGCCGGCUUGGACGACUUGGAUCGCCAGAACCGUGAGGUGAACCUUGCAGCCGUUUCUGCCAAUGGCAUUGCGCUUCAAUGGGCACCGGAACGCUUCAAAAAGGACAAAGGAGUGGCACUGGCAGCAGUUACAAGUGCAGGGCAUGCCCUCAAGUAUGUCGACAAGGAGCUGCAGGGUGACCCGGAUGUUGUUUAUGCAGCCAUUCGGCAAAAUGCAUUGGCACUACAUUUUGCGUCGCCUCGUUUGCAACGCGACAAGGACAUCGUUCUCGAAGCCUGCCAGCGCGAUGUAGCGGCGUUCAGCUUCGCUGCAGACGUUCUGCGCGAGGACAAGCAGUUUCGAAGCACCACUGGAGUUGAAUUCCCCAGUGUCGACAAGAUGAAUGUGUCAACCAGUUCAAUGACUUCCUGUUCGUCCAGGAGCUGGUUCAGUGCCUCUACUUGUGAUGGACGGUGGCCUUCGUUCACGCACUGGAGCUACCGCCCUUAUCUGGCUGCUUCGACAGCAAAGGCGGUCAGUUCAGUGGAAGCCUCCAAUCGCAGGAAGAAGACGCUUUCCAAACGAGCUCGGCUUGGCAAGGACAAACUCGCAAGAGCGGCCGCCGUGCGUUCCUGA
This is a messenger RNA of Symbiodinium sp. CCMP2456, 681 nucleotides long. The record is from the annotation of a GenBank genome assembly. Lineage: Eukaryota; Dinophyceae; Suessiales; Symbiodiniaceae.